Molecule: messenger RNA, 3196 nt
Organism: Pan troglodytes (chimpanzee)
Lineage: Eukaryota; Metazoa; Chordata; Mammalia; Primates; Hominidae
Gene: TFDP2
Product: transcription factor Dp-2
Exons: 16
Coding region: 920-2197 (425 amino acids)
Biological process (GO): regulation of cell cycle; regulation of transcription by RNA polymerase II
Cellular component (GO): nucleus; transcription regulator complex
Molecular function (GO): RNA polymerase II transcription regulatory region sequence-specific DNA binding; DNA-binding transcription factor activity, RNA polymerase II-specific
Source: RefSeq, a predicted model, not a curated record
GGGCAGGGAGAGGGCGGACGAAAUCGGCAGCGAUCUCGGCUGCGGCGCUGCCGCAGCUGCCCGGCCCGCGGGGCGCGCCCUGACCCUUCCUCUUUGGGCAGGCUCGAGGGCGCGCGCACGGUCGGCGUUCCGGGGCCUCAAACUCCUGGGCCUCAAACUCCUGGGCCUUGACCGGGCAGGCCGCGUCUCCCCGGGUGUGAGUCCACCGGGACCCGGCCGCCGCCUAAGCGCGGGCGCCACAGAAGCGGCGGCGCCCGAAGACGCGCUCUUGGCUCGGCCCGACAGCCUCGCUUGGCCGCCAGUUCUUCUGCAGCCGAAGGCGGUUGUUCUUUUAAAGAAUUAUUGAAGACGAAGGUUUUUUUCUUUUUAUUUUUUUAAUGGCUUUACAGAAUCUUAAAUAGAAUACAGUUUGACAUGACGGCAAAAAAUGUUGGUUUGACUUCCACAAAUGCAGAAGUAAGAGGAUUUAUAGAUCAGAAUCUCAGUCCAACAAAAGAUUUAUACUCUAUGAGAAACCAAACCAUUCAAGUUUGUUACCUGGAAAUUGGUUGGGAGUGUCUGAAGGAAAAAACAAACAAAAACUUUCCUAAUUCAUCUGCCAUUUAGAGCUUAUUCUUUUGUGGAACUGUUAAUCAUGAAUGAAACAAAACCAUGGGGAACUGACAUAUGAAGAGGCAGAUCAGUGGAGCAGAAUAGAAAAUCAAUAAAUUGACCCAAAUAAGUAAACUCAAGGUUGCAUUUCAUAUCAGCAUGGAGUGGAUUAUUCAUUAAAAGUGGCUAACUCAGGGGGAAAACCUUGGAUCUGUCACUUCUUAUAUCAGAUAAAUUCCAGGCAACAUUUCAUUUGUUGCAUUUCCAGUUUCCAAUACCAACUCACCUACCAAGAUUUUACCAAAAACCUUAGGACCAAUAAAUGUGAAUGUUGGACCCCAAAUGGAUGCAACCAGAAGGCAUCAUCUUUGAAGCAGAGAAUAAACCCUCACCAGGCACUGAAUCUGCCGGCACUUUCAUUUUGGACCUCUCAGCAACCUCCAGAACAAUUAUAAGCACACCACAGAGACUAACCAGUUCAGGAAGUGUUCUGAUUGGGAGUCCAUAUACCCCUGCACCAGCAAUGGUUACUCAGACACACAUAGCAGAAGCUACUGGCUGGGUCCCUGGUGAUAGAAAACGGGCUAGAAAAUUUAUAGACUCUGAUUUUUCAGAAAGUAAACGAAGCAAAAAAGGAGAUAAAAAUGGGAAAGGCUUGAGACACUUUUCAAUGAAAGUGUGUGAGAAAGUUCAACGAAAAGGUACAACAUCGUACAAUGAAGUCGCUGAUGAGCUGGUGUCAGAGUUCACCAAUUCAAAUAACCAUUUGGCUGCUGAUUCGCAGGCUUAUGAUCAGAAGAACAUUAGGCGAAGAGUUUAUGAUGCUUUAAAUGUGCUAAUGGCAAUGAACAUAAUUUCAAAGGAAAAAAAAGAAAUCAAGUGGAUUGGCCUGCCUACCAAUUCUGCUCAGGAAUGUCAGAAUCUGGAGAUAGAGAAGCAGAGGCGGAUAGAACGGAUAAAGCAGAAGCGGGCCCAGCUGCAAGAACUUCUCCUACAGCAAAUCGCUUUCAAAAACCUGGUACAGAGAAAUCGACAAAAUGAGCAGCAAAACCAGGGCCCGCCGGCUCUGAACUCUACCAUUCAGCUGCCAUUCAUAAUCAUCAAUACAAGCAGAAAAACAGUCAUAGAUUGCAGCAUCUCCAGUGACAAGUUUGAGUAUCUUUUCAAUUUUGACAACACCUUUGAGAUCCAUGAUGACAUAGAAGUACUAAAGCGGAUGGGAAUGUCGUUUGGCCUGGAGUCAGGCAAAUGCUCUCUGGAGGAUCUGAAACUUGCGAAAUCCCUGGUGCCAAAGGCUUUAGAAGGUUAUAUCACAGAUAUCUCCACAGGACCUUCUUGGUUAAAUCAGGGACUACUUCUGAACUCUACCCAAUCAGUUUCAAAUUUAGACCUGACCACUGGUGCCACCUUACCCCAGUCAAGUGUAAACCAAGGGUUAUGCUUGGAUGCAGAAGUGGCCUUAGCAACUGGGCAGUUCCUGGCCCCAAACAGUCACCAGUCCAGCAGUGCGGCCUCUCACUGCUCCGAGUCCCGAGGCGAGACCCCCUGUUCGUUCAAUGAUGAAGAUGAGGAAGAUGAUGAGGAGGAUUCCUCCUCCCCAGAAUAAAGACAAGAGAAAGCCUACGUUUCAAUAUGUGAUGCUCAUGUGUGUUUGUAGUGUGAGCUCUUGUUUUUGAAAUGAUUGCUUCAGUCUUUGCCUUUGUUUGCACUGUGUGUUCAGUGAAAACUAGAGAAACACAAUAAGCAAAUCACAUGAAGGCUGAGAUGAUUGAGAUGAAAGUUAACAUAGUGUGAAUGAAAGUCUGGCCAACAGAGCAGUAGAUGAUAUAACAAAGAAAGCAUGCUUUCUGAGGAGAUAGUGGGGAUAAUCCCUGAAGAGUUGGCAGUGUGAGUGCAACUCAUUUAUCUUCUGUGAGGUGGGAUUUUUGUGUUCCUCACACCCAUGUAAUUAUUCUUAGAAUUGAGAUUGCUACACGGAGCAGUCCUUGACGAUCGUGUUUCUGACGUUUCUCUUCCUUGCCUGGACUGCCUUUGACAAGGCAGAAAUGAACAUGAAAAGUCCCCAGGAGAGGGGAGCUGUGUAGUGAGGGAUACUGAGGGCAGUCCUGUGGCUGAGGGGCACAGAUUGAACUGCUGAACUAGUUGGAGGUCUAGAUGAGGUGCUUUACGCAUCAGCUGCCUUAGACAGCUUCUAGAAGGGAGCGAGCGCUACUUCUUAAGUACUUAAGUGACAUUUAGAUAAUUUAUAGUAAAACUGAAAUUAUUAUUAGCCAAUGCAUUGGUGCAUAGAAUUUACUAGGGCUACUUCUGGAAGCCAAAAUAGAAUAGCAUUUCCAUGUGCAUUAAAUACUUUGCCAGCACUGCCUUUGCCAGCAUCCUAAAUCUGGAGUUUUACAAAGAAGGAAACUGUAUCUUUAGGUUAAUCAAAGCUAUGCGUUUCAUAUAGCUUUUUCAUUUAAAACAAGACAAAGAAACAAAUUCCUAUGACCAAAUUGCUUGCCUACAGUUCCCUGCAGUAAUUGUAUGAUCUCACCCAGUGUGCAAUUUGUGAAAAUGAACCAAAUGUCAUUACUUUUGUCUUAAAGAAAAGUCUAUUUCAAGAAUA